Linnemannia hyalina is the source of this 1830-nucleotide messenger RNA. The record is from the annotation of a GenBank genome assembly. Lineage: Eukaryota; Fungi; Mortierellomycota; Mortierellomycetes; Mortierellales; Mortierellaceae.
AUGAGCCGUGAUCGCCUUAACGACUACAACAACAAUACCGACACCUCUGUUCACAUGUACCCCUCCAAUGGCGUCUAUGGCAACAGCACCAACAACCAGACACCAGUUGAACUCGCGCCUCUGCGGGGUGACAGCCUGACUCAGUUCUUCCAAGAGACAGAGGUCAUCUCCACAAAGAUCCAGCAGUUCCAGAGCAGCAUCAAUGAAAUCGACCAACUGUUCCUUCGCAACCUGAACGGCAGAGCUGACGCAGAAGCCGCCAAGCAAUUGGAAGACACGACUCGGGCCGCCAACAACCUAUCCACAGAGAUCUACGACCGUCUCCGAGCCCUAACAGAGUCCAACAGAGCGGUUCGCACUCGGGAGGAAUACGACCGUCGCAAAUUGAGGACAUCGACUCUCAGCAAACAGCUCAAGGAUGCCGUGAGCAGGUUCCAGACCUUGCAGUACCAGAAUGGACAAAAGUCAAAGGACAAUGUUGCCCGCCAAUACCGUAUCGCUAAUCCUGCGGCAACCGACGAAGACGUGAGACGUUUGGUUGAGAGCGACCAGGGAGGAGCCUUUUCCCAGCAGUUGUUGCAGCAAGCAAGAGGUCAGCAAGCAAUGGCGGCGUUGAACUCUGUUCAGAACCGUCAGCGCGAACUGCACAGUUUGCAGGAGAGUGUGGUCGAGUUGGCACAGCUGUACAAACAAUUGGAGCAGAUGAUCUCUGAUCAGGAUGUUGCCUUCCAGGAGAUUGAGGCGUCUGUUUUCCGUGCUGAGAACGAUAUCGAGAAGGGACAUGGUGAAGUGGCCGUCGCCCUUGUUCAUGGAUACUCUGCGAGAAGGGCGGACCCAUCGGCAACAUCGAUGAAAGUCCAGACUUAUGAUGGAUCGAUCGAUGGAUGGGAGGAUAUAGGACGGAUAUUUGGAUGUCAUCGUGACUGGGUCACGGCUAUUGCCACCACCGCCGAGUCCCCCGAUAUGAUCUUGACCUCCUCCCGUGACAAGACCAUCAUCGUCUGGAACUUGGUCCGCGAUGAGGAGGGCAACUUCGGUGUCCCCCGCAAGUCCCUCCACGGACACAACUCUGCCGUUCAGGAUGUUGUCAUCUCCUCUGACGGUCAGUUCGCCUUGUCCGCCUCCUGGGACAAGACCCUCCGUCUCUGGGACCUCAACACCGGCCUCACCACCCGCCGCUUCAUCGGUCACACCAACGAUGUCCUCUCGGUCUCCUUCUCCGCUGACAACCGUCAGAUCGUUUCGGGAUCCCGCGACAAGACCAUCAAGUUGUGGAACACCCUCGGUGAGUGCAAGUUCACCAUCCAGGAGGAUGGUCACACCGAGUGGGUCUCCUGCGUCCGCUUCUCGCCCAACCCCGCCAACCCCGUCAUUGUUUCCGGAGGCUGGGACAAGGUCGUCAAGGUCUGGGAGCUCACCAAGUGCAAGCUUCGCUCCAACCACAUCGGACACACCGGUUACAUCAACACCGUCACUGUCUCCCCCGAUGGUUCCCUCUGCGCUUCCGGUGGACGCGACGGCAUCACCAUGCUCUGGGACCUCAACGAGGGCAAGCACUUGUACUCUUUGGAGGGCAAGGGUGAUGAUAUCAUCAACGCCUUGGUCUUCUCGCCCAACCGCUACUGGUUGUGCGCUGCUACCUCGUCCUGCAUCAAGAUCUGGGACUUGGAGUCCAAGUCUGUUGUCGAUGAGCUCAAGCCCGAGUUCACCAACGUUGGCAAGAAGUCCAACCCUCCCCAGGCUGUCUCCUUGGCCUGGUCUGCUGAUGGCCAGACUUUGUUCGCUGGUUACACCGACAGCAUCACUCGUGUCUGGACCGUUGGCUUCUAA